AUGGAACAUGCUGAUGAUGCUGGAUUCCCCGGAGGACCUAUGUUGAGACAUGUGUUGACACAGUAUGAGCACCACGUGGCUCGACGGCUAUGGGAAGGAGAGGAUCGUGGACCGUUAAAGCCUGUAGAGCAUUGGAUUCGGGAAUCUGGGCUGCUACCUCUGUCUUCGGCCUACCUCACUAUGGUUGAUGCUGGUCUGGUCUCGACAUUUAUUGAAAGAUGGCACAUGGAGACCAACUCAUUUCAUUUGCCAUUUGGAGAGAUGACUAUUACUUUAGACGACGUCGCGACUCUCCUUCACAUAUCACCCAAUGGUAAAUUUUUUGAUGCACCUAUUGCAUUGGUUGCGUGA
Cicer arietinum (chickpea) is the source of this 351-nucleotide messenger RNA. The record is from RefSeq and is a predicted model, not a curated record. Lineage: Eukaryota; Viridiplantae; Streptophyta; Magnoliopsida; Fabales; Fabaceae.